This is a messenger RNA of Sphaerodactylus townsendi, 6456 nucleotides long. It is a transcript of the gene GNAS, whose product is annotated as GNAS complex locus. The transcript is spliced from 13 exons. Bases 1366 to 2691 code for a protein of 441 amino acids. Gene Ontology annotation, molecular function: G-protein beta/gamma-subunit complex binding; corticotropin-releasing hormone receptor 1 binding; D1 dopamine receptor binding. Lineage: Eukaryota; Metazoa; Chordata; Lepidosauria; Squamata; Sphaerodactylidae. The record is from RefSeq and is a predicted model, not a curated record. Gene Ontology annotation, biological process: sensory perception of chemical stimulus; adenylate cyclase-activating dopamine receptor signaling pathway. Gene Ontology annotation, cellular component: heterotrimeric G-protein complex.
GAACGGCUGAGUUCCCAUGGUUCAGUGUGAGCCGCUUGCCCCACCCCAGCUCCCUCCAGAUCUCAAUAUUAAAAAAAAUUAAUAAUAAUAAUAAAGCGAGGAAGACAUGCAAGGGGGAGAAGGAGACGCGGAAUAGGGGAGGGGGAAGCAAGGCAGCCGCUCACAAGGCUCGGGGUUUUUAUUUGUGGGGGGGGGGAAGGGGGGUGUUUUUGUUUUGGGAGGGAGCAGAGCCAACGUGCCCUCCUCCCUCGCCUCCCGAUCCUCCCUUUUAACCCCCCUUUUUGCUCCCCGUGUUUGCCGGGGCAGCCAAAGAUUUCCAAAGCGCUCCUGGAAACCGAAUGUGAAAAAGCCAGGAAGGCAAGGAGGAGGAGGAGGAAGGGAGCAAAAAAAAAAAGAAAGGACGGGGCUUGGAUCCCGAUCAACCCUGCGUGGGGAGGAAGAGGCAGAUAAACAAGCCGCCGGCGGAGAGCGAGAGCAGGAGGCCGAGCCGCCCAGCCCAGCGAGGAAAGCGGGGACGCGUCUUCCCGGCCAGGCUCGGCUUGGCCCCCUUUUGGGCGCUGCGCCCUUUUUUGGCGAGGCGGUGCGCGCGCGCCGCUGCUGCCAGGGGUGGCUGCUGGGUGGGGGGCGAAAGCACGGAAGAGACGUUGCGAGAGCCUCCGUGCGCCCCGGAUCUGGGGAGGUUUCUCUGCUUCGGGUCGGGAAAAGAGGAUUUUUUUUUCUUCUCAUUAAAUACGGCGAGACGGGAAGAGAGAGGAAGGAAGAAAAAAAAAAAGAGCCGAGGCUGCGACGUCUCUUUAUUCCCCCCCACCGUCGUUGGAUAUAAAAAUACACACGGGGUUGGCUUUUUUUUUUUCCUUUGCAGGGUUUUGUGCUGCCAGGGGGGAGAGGAAGAGGGAGACUUUAAGGGGGGGAAAAGCCCGUGGUCCUGCGGAGAUUUUUUUCCCUCCCCCCUUUUUUUGGUGGCUGCCAACCCACCCCCACCCUCCCCACUCCCCCCACCCCCUUUUCUAUUUCUAUUUUCCUUUUUUUUUUUUUUUAAAGAAAAGAGGAUCUGCAUUGUGAGAAGAGGGAUCUCUGGUCGAGGUGGAGGGGAGAGAGACGGAGGUGGAGGCCUGGGGUUGAGCAGGAGCAAAGUCAUCGCUCUUCUCCCCCCCCCCUCCCCACCCCCAGCCGUGGCUCAGCCCUCUCCAUGCCUUUAGCAAGCGGCAGCUGGGCGUAAAAAUAUAUAUAUAUAUUUUUUCCAAAGUGGGGGAGGGAAAGAGAGAGCAAAAAACAGCCCCCCCUUUUUUUUUUGCAACAAGCCCCGGUUGCUGCUUGCUUCUCCCCCUUCUCCUUCCCCUCCUCCCAGCCCCCCCACCCCCCAAGAUGGGCUGUUUGGGGAACAGCAAGACUGAGGAUCAGCGCAACGAGGAGAAGGCGCAGCGGGAGGCCAACAAGAAAAUCGAGAAGCAGCUGCAGAAGGACAAGCAGGUCUAUAGGGCCACGCACCGGCUCCUCUUGCUGGGUGCUGGGGAAUCUGGUAAAAGCACAAUUGUCAAGCAGAUGCGGAUCUUGCACGUGAACGGAUUUAAUGCAGAGGAGAAAAAAAUGAAAAUUCAGGAUAUCAAAAACAAUAUUAAAGAAGCUAUAGAGACAAUAGUGACAGCAAUGGGGAAUCUGGCACCACCGGUCGAGCUAGCCAAUCCAGAGAACCAAUUCCGAAUCGACUAUAUAUUAAACUUAGCAAACCAGAUAGAUUUUGACUUCCCACCAGACUUUUAUGAACAUACAAAAACACUUUGGCAAGAUGAAGGUGUGAAAGCCUGCUAUGAAAGAUCCAACGAAUAUCAGUUGAUCGACUGUGCACAGUAUUUUCUAGACAAAAUUGACAUAGUCAAGCAAAAUGAAUACACACCAUCUGACCAGGAUCUUCUUAGAUGCAGAGUUCUGACGUCAGGAAUCUUUGAAACCAAGUUUCAGGUGGACAAAGUAAACUUUCAUAUGUUUGAUGUUGGUGGUCAGCGAGAUGAACGCCGAAAAUGGAUCCAGUGUUUUAAUGAUGUGACUGCUAUCAUAUUUGUGGUGGCCAGCAGUAGCUACAACAUGGUUAUACGAGAAGACAAUCAGACCAACCGGCUUCAAGAAGCAUUAAACCUUUUCAAGAGUAUCUGGAACAACAGGUGGCUACGGACCAUUUCAGUAAUUCUUUUCCUGAACAAACAGGAUUUGCUAGCAGAGAAAGUUUUGGCAGGGAAAUCUAAAAUUGAAGACUACUUUCCAGAAUUUGCUCGUUACACCACACCAGAUGAUGGAAGAGGCACAGGCAUCGAUCGCUCCCCAUGGGUCGCUCCCCAGGGUGAUACAGGCGUCCAGGAACAGAAGGAGGAGCAGGAGGGCCGAGGGGGAGGGAAAGGCAGGAGGGGUCACCCUCCUCAGUGGGCGCCAUUAACCUUUGCGUGGCGAUGCAGGUGUCUGGGAAGAGGAGAACAACAAGAAGCAACACCAGAACCUGGUGAGGAUCCUAGAGUUACAAGGGCCAAGUAUUUUAUUAGAGAUGAAUUUCUUAGAAUCAGCACAGCGAGUGGAGACGGAAGGCACUACUGCUAUCCUCACUUCACGUGUGCAGUGGAUACAGAAAACAUCCGAAGGGUUUUCAAUGACUGUCGGGACAUUAUUCAACGGAUGCACCUUCGCCAGUAUGAGCUAUUGUGAUGGAGAGCACUUUUUCUCUUGGGUUUUUUUUUUUUUUUUUUGGACUCUACUCCUAAUUAAAAGAAAAAAGAAUACCCUUGCCCACGUAGGGUGGAAGAGAACUGUUGCAAUCUCCCUCUGAAUUGCAUCCCUGAAACCUUUUCUCCUUACUGGACAAAAUAGCAGCCCUUCUAAGCUUGCUUGUUUAUGCCCCUUCGGAACAGUUCGAGACGACCCUCCCAGUGGCCCCGGGCCACACGGGGAGGGUUCCUCUAACACUAUCAUUAACAAAUAAAUUAAACAAAUAAAUAACGCCCUGGAUGGAGGAGCAUCUUGAAAGGAUUUGGGGACUUAAGAGUAAAUAUUAAAAAGCGAAACAAAAAAAAAGAAUACUGCAGGAGGAGGAACUCUGGGUAAUUAGCACUGUUGUGGGCAUAAUCAUAUUAUCCCAUGAUUUUCAACUUUUUCCAUUCACUGCAUCAGAAAAAAAAAGAAGGUGCCAAGUGUCAGACAAAGGACAAGUCGCUCAUGCUCUGGUUUUCUGCCUCUGAAUGUGACUUGUGAGCAGAAAAUACUGACUAUUCUACAGCAGAACCUUGACAGUGAAGAAGCCACUGUGAGCUGCCGAAAGGCGUGGCGCGUGGAAGGUCCUCAGAUGGGACGUUGCGAAAUGAUCUGCGUUAAUGGCCUGUGAUCGCAGGAAGAGCUCAACCACACACACUGUUUUCAGUUUGUCCACUGAUGAUGCUGUCUGGUACAGAAAGCAAACCAACCUACAAAUAACAAAAGAAGUCAUUAUCGGGACUCGGUCGUCCUCACGGUCACCCCCCGCGCCCCCCCUCCUUCUCUUCAUUCCCCUCCUCCCAACCAACCCACCUCUUCCUUUCCCGAUUUUUAUUUUACUGCUGGAUUAUUAUUCUUGUACAGACUGUAAAAUGUAUUAUUUUGUACAACUUUAUUGAGAAAAAAAAAUAACUUGUAGAAGAUCUUUGUGCCUUGAUUAUGGCUGUACCUGUGCAAUGAGCUAAGAUGUAAGUAUGUUUGAUUGCGCUGUACAGCUUUGUCAAUCCCUAUCAGCAGCAUUCGCUCAAGGUAGGGAAAAUUUAUCUGUAGUUUAGGGGGAAAUUUUUUUUGUUUUUUUUUUGUUUGUUUCAUUUCUGAUUUAUAAAAGGAGGAGGAAAAAAAUACUGUUUAGUUAAAAAAAAGUACAAAUUGUGCAAAACUUAAACCACUUUAAAAAGUGAGGUCUACAACAAAGUGACCAGAUGUUGCAGCAUCAUGCUUUUUAAUUUUUAGCUUUAACUCAUUUAAAUCUCUAUCCAAAUGCAAAACAUGGCUUGUUUCUACAUAAACCAAAUUUUGCUACAAAUUAUAAAUGUUAGUCUUUGUCAUUCAUAGUUUUGUUUUGUUUUUUUGCAAAAAAAAGAGAAAAAGAUACAGAACAAAAAAAAAGCAAACAAACACACAGGCGUUGUUGGCGCAGGCCUGCUAGCCGGAUCUGUUUUGGGUCAGAUACCUUCCCCACCCCACCCUCUGCUAUUUCCACAGGGGCGUAAGACAUCCACCCCCAUAAUGACAAAAUGUGCAUUGUCCCUGGAUUUGGCCACUGAAUUUCAGUUUCAAGUGACAUUUUAUUUCUCUUUUAAUAAAGAGAUACGUUAGACCUUUUUUUCCUUUUGUUUUAUAUUAACUAUAUAAGUAGCUUAAAAGUGAAGACGUGUGGAUUUUUUUUUCUUAAACUUGAAUAAUUUAUGCAAAUUAUAUGCUUAGAACAACAUGUGGUACAGUAAAAAAAGAGAAAAAACAGCAAAAAUCACUGUAGCAAUAAGAAAGCAUGUAAUUUACUAACUACUACACUGCUUUAUAUUUUAUACUUAGGUGUUGUGUCUCUGUGAGCGUGUUACUUUUUCAUGUGUUAAAAACCUACAUGUACAAAUUUGUACAGUCCUAAAAUUACCGCUGUAAUAACACAUUUAGAACAGUGUUAGCCUAUAUUACUCUGGCCACCUCUUUGCUCCAACCCUGAAAAACAAAACAGAAAACAAAAAUCUGGUUCUUAAUACAGCAACACUUUUUACUUGCCUUUAUGCCUUUUACACACACAAGGUUGUGCUGUUUUUGUUUUGUUUUUAAGUUUUACAGGAAUUCAAAUCAGCUUCUCUUAGGAAGAAGUCCUGUUUUCAAGACUGUGUUGCGGCCAAGAACUGUUGCUAGUGACUGAGGCCUUUUUUAGGCCAAACCGCUUAUGCCAUCAAUAAUGCUAUCACCCCAAAUGGGGCCACUCAUUAGCCAUUAAAAAGGGGAAGAAGGGGCUGAUAAUUUUGCAGUUAAGCCUCUAGUCAGAAAAUUAAUUUUCCCUUCUGCUUUCAAACAUGUGCCAAAAAACAGAACUGGGUGGUGGCGCAGAUAUCUCUCUGUCUCUAUCUUUCUCUCUCCCUGCCUGAACAGGAGCAAUUGCGUAGCCUUUUGGAAACACAAAAAUCUCAGCAGUGUCCUAUGUUUGAUAGCAGGGGGUCAUCACAUACAGUCGAGGCCUGGUUUCUGUUCAUGUAGCGUCCAAGGUAAACGAAAGUCGAGGCAUUUGAAAUUUUAAAGACCAGCUCGCUGUCUCCCAUGGCGGGUCUGUUGUAAGCCCCGACUGGGUGCAUAGGUCCCUGCUGCUCUGCCUUAGGUUGCAUCCUGUUCCUGCAGCUAAACUAAUUCAGAUUGCUAAAAUUAAUCCAGUUUAAGCUAAGUUUUAAGGACUUUUUAAAAGGGGCAGUGUUUGGAAUUGGUGGUGAACCCUGACCCAGAGGUUUUUUUUGCCAAUGUAAGACUUCAGCUAGUGCCUGUUAUUGGAAUUUCGGAAGGGAAAGGCCAGGCAUACAUAUAUACACACAUGAAUUCAGAAGAGGGUAUAAAAUGUGAGACUUUAUUUUUUGUUGUUGUUGCAAAAGCCAAAAUCAUUAACUGUGUGUGCCAAAUCUGGAAGAGGAUGAUGAUGCAAUAACCAAAUUAAGAGUCAUAAAUCCAGUCUGUCUGCAAAGAAUGUAAUGUGCGAUCUCAGAAAGAAAGAGUCACCUUCUAUAACAAGGACACCUUUCUUUGGUGAAGAGAAUAAGCAAGUGUAUGUAACUAAAGCGAGUGUGUGUGGUUGUAUGUUUGAAGUGUGGGUGUGUAUACGCAACACACGUGCACCCAAUUUUUUUCUUCAAAAAAAAAUCCUAUAAAGCUUUAUACGAAUGGAAAUGUUUGAGAUGCCUUUUUUCCCCACUUGGAAGGCCAUACAUUGAAACCAGUUUGGGUGCGCAUGGAUGGAGUGCUUGCGUGCGCAUCUUGUCUCAGUACGUACUGCCUUUUUCAGUCUGUCUCUGGUCUGUGCAAUUUGGUGUCAUGGUAAAUGCAAGUCUUGCUCUUAACAGUUUUCUCUUGCCGUUUUCUUUUGUUUUUACUUUUAAUCUACCCACCCCUUUAAAAAAGUUCAAUGCUUGCUAUUUGAUUCUGUGUUUUCUUCUGUUGCUAAUUUCUUUGCCAUAAUUUCAUAGUUGUUCAAACCAUUCCACUCUAAUGCUCAUCUUUUCUUGGAUCUUUAUUUUUCUAUUUAUUUAUUUAGUUGAACUUCCUGCUCAAAUAAUUGUCUGGAUUGAGGAUUCUGAACUUGCGACUGUCACCCGUUUUAGGAACUUUUCAUAUUAACAGCCAAGGAUUCCUCACCCCCAUUUUCUCAGUAUUGAAAGUGCUGACGUGUACUGUACCCACAAAUGUAAACAGUACGACUACUACCAAUAAAACAAAUUCAGUACUUUA